AUGGAUACCCCUCCGAAUAAAAAGAUACGACUUCAUGACCUAUCCAAGCAGACUUUGUUCCUCCCAGAUGAACUCAUAGCAGAAAUCCUAUCUCACCUUAGCGUUAAAAACAUGUUAAAAUUAAAAUGUUUGAGCAAGUCAUGGAACACUUUCAUCUCCGAUCCAAACUUUGUCCAAAUGCAUCUUAAGAAGUCAUCACAAAACCCACACCUCGCGGUGAUUUAUCGGGACAUAAUUAGUCGUGUGAAUCUCAUACCCGUCCCCGUGGGCCUUUUGCUCAAAAAUCCAUCCAUCAGCCUGGAUGGCAACGAUCUCUCAAGUUUGAGUAACCAUUGCAUGGUUGUUGGUUCAUGUAAUGGAUUGAUCUGCUUGCUUUACCAUACUGAAAGUACUUCACCAACUGUUAAACAUUUCAAGACUUGGUUUCGUUUCUGGAACCCUGCCACCAGGAUACGAUCUAAUAUAUUAGGUUGGCUAACUUAUAGAAUCCCUCGUGACGACAUUGAUAUGCUCACUUUUUUAUGCCGUUUUAAGUUCACUUUUGGUUAUGAAUCUUUAUCGAAAACUUAUAAGGUUGUAGCUUUUCGUAUUAUAAAGAACGAAGGUGAGGUUAAAGUUUUCAGUCUAGGAGAUAAUUGUUGGAGAGAUAUUCAGAGCUUUCUUGUGCUUCCUCUUAAUUUGUUGCCUCCUAGACGUAGACGAGGACCAUGCUGCCUUAAUGAUGGUGUGCAUUUCAGAGGCACUAUUAAUUGGUUGGCUAUGUACAACCAGCCUAUUAUUCACGUUGAGCAAUUUGCGAUUGUUUCACUUGACCUUUCAACGGAAUCCUACAAGCAGUUGCAGCUGCCUCCGGGUUUUAAUGAGGUUCCAUUUUUUCAGCCGGUUCUUAGGGUUUUGAUGGACGGUAUUUGUUUUUAUCAUGAUUCCAAGAGAACUGAAUUUGUUUUAUGGCAUAUGAAGGAGUACGGGGUUCAAGAGUCUUGGACUCAAUUACUUAAGAUUAGUUAUCAGAAUCUUCACAUCCGUAACAUUAAUGAUACGUUUAAAUUGGUGUGUCUUUAUGUAAAUGGUGAUAUGGUUAUUUUUGGAAAAGAAAACUCCGACCAGAUAAUUCUCUAUAAUUUAAAAGAUAAAACGACAGUAAAGAGAAGUGUAAAUCGCACACGGUGGUAUCGUUCAAUGGAUUAUGCAGAAAGUUUGGUUUCAGUUUGUUGA
This is a messenger RNA of Medicago truncatula (barrel medic), 1215 nucleotides long. Its product is annotated as F-box/kelch-repeat protein At3g23880. The record is from RefSeq and is a predicted model, not a curated record. The transcript has a single exon. Bases 1 to 1215 code for a protein of 404 amino acids. Lineage: Eukaryota; Viridiplantae; Streptophyta; Magnoliopsida; Fabales; Fabaceae. Gene Ontology annotation, molecular function: protein binding.